GGCUGGCCUCAGUCGUCCGCGCGACAUUCUGUCCGCGAUACGAUUCGGCGUGAAUGUGUUGUGUCCAUCUUACUGGACCACAUUGAGGCGCCCGCGCCGGUCACAAGUAGACACGCGCCAGUGUGGAUUGCGAGCAAAAACUACCCCCUCGAGAGAACCGGUGGUGAACGGAAGAGACUCGUCGCGCUCGGUGACAUUGUGCUUCAAAGCAGUCAAUCCUUGUACAGUUGGUCCCCUCAUCUUGCGAAAAUCAAAACACAAAUUGCUCGGAAAAAAGAGCUUCCUAUAAGCUUUCACAUCUUGCAAUUAAAAAAUUUUUAACUUGAAAUUUACAGGAUGUGAAAACUCAUAAAUAGAUCUUUUUCUAAAUUUUGUUUUAUUUCUGCAAAGCAGAGAGAGCCAGCUACAGGAUAAUCAAGUUUGGAUGGUCCACGUGUAUAAGGACAACUGAGGUAUCGUCUUAGGGAACAAGUGCUUCGAAGCUAAAUCUAAUCCGAUGUAAUCCGAUAUAAUCGAUCGCUAGUACGUGGAAAAAGUUAUUGGAUCGAUGUGGUGAACGAACCGACUUAGCCGGUGCGCUGAAACUUUUAGUUUGCAAAGUUUUUAAAAGACAGAAAGUGAGUUUCUAUAUUUUUAGACUUGCAGGUAGAACAGUGCGGGAGCACCGAGUGCGCGAGAUAACGAGUUAUCUUGAGCUAUUUUGGCAAUUUAGAAAUCAGUGACGAGCACUGAGCGCAACGGUCUUUUGUAUCGCCGACUCAACUUGAGUCUAAAAAGAGUACGACGCGCGUACGACUGCUUUACCGUUUCAAGCUCCGCGAUCAUCACGUGGCCACCGCAACUUCGCCGCGGUGUGCGGUUAAAUUCAGAAAGGCGGAAAAUUUACGGAAUCGAAUCCCUUGUUGAAUUAUCAAGAUCGACCAGUGAAUUAUCAGAAGUUUAUCAGCGGGGUGCGGCGCUGCGGCGCGCCGUCUCGUCUUAAUCGUGGAAUGAACAACGUGGUAUCGAUCGUCGUGGAGUGCUGCUGCUCGACAACCGAGCCGGCUCGAUGCGCCGCUGAAGAGCCCGGCGAGGGAUCGAGAGGUGAUCGACAGGUGCGAAAUCGCGCGAGAACCGCAGUCACGUGUCUCGUGAUGAUGUAAGGUAUCUGAGAAACGGAGACGAAAUGACGCGCGACAAGAGGCUACUGCUGCUACUGAUGGUUUCCGGCCUCUUCGUGGUCGAGUGCCGGUACCAUCAGCGCGAGGACGAAGCGACGACGACGGAGGCGAGACACCGACACAGGCAUAGACACGAAUCCUCGAAUCGGAGGAAUCAUCACGAGGCCGACAGGCGAGAAGUCGACUACGAGUACGACGCGGACUCCGAGGACCCGAUCGACGAGGACGAUUACGAAGCGCAAUCCUACUACGAUCAUCGCAGAUCGCAUCACCGAUCCGCACAGAGGAGUUAUCACGGUCGGAUGUUCGAGCCACGCUAUCCGGCACGAUACCACGGAUAUUACGCUGCAAGCGGCUGGCACGACGACAACAACGAUAGACGCAGAAUCCCGUCGCGAUAUAAUACGAAGAGUCAUCGGCACAGACCCUCCAAGAGCUAUCACAAGCCCGUGUAUUCGCGCAAUCGCGACGUGUCGGAUUUUGAUGACUAUACGGAGGAGGAUUAUGAUUACGAGAGGCCGCGCACGUACGUCGAAAACGACGGGGCUGAUAAGCGCUACGAGAGAUGGAGAAAUUCCAGGCGACACGCGUCUUCCAGGAAAGACUGGAGGAGCAGAGUGAAUGGCUAUCGCAACGCGAGGAGAUAUCGCUUGGAGGAUCGCGAGGACGUCGAUCGCGGUGACGCGUUGCGAUCGACGGAUGAUUGGAGAAGAAGAUCGAACACGUCGGAGUCCAGGUACCGCUUUUCGAAGGACGACAGGAAGACGGAAGAGGACGAGGAUUACGAAGAUCACGGUGGGCUCGAGGAGGACGACAAGGAUGAGGAAGACGAUGACAUUUGGAAACUCAUCGACGACAACGAGGACAACGAGGAGGAGGUGCUCGACGACGAUGAUUCCUAUAAAAACAAGACGAAGCCACCCUUGAAGACUUACGAUGAUAUCAUCAAGAGACUCACGUCCGACGAUCCGACUACUCCGAAGACCACCAUCAAGAGGGAUUACCGGAACAUCGAGGCAAGCAGACACGCGAAACGCGACAAUGUCAAGGACUUCAAGUACGAUUCGAGAAACGUUUCUAAGCCGGAGGAUUUCUUCACGAGUGCGCCCCACGCCGCUGCUACCACUUCCAAUUAUUUCGUGAACAAACGGACCGCGGAGAACUCGACCGUCAAAUCCGCUGGCUCGGCCGAACGUAAGCCCCCGAAGAACACGAUCGGUCUGACGGUCAGGGACAACGAUCGGCAGGAGGGAAAGAGCCCGGUUAAGAUCGUCGAUACGCAAGCCAAGAACAAGAAUCUCGAGCAGGACCUGUACGACGAAUACUUGAACACCCCGGAUAACGAGAAGGAUGUCAUCAAAGCUGACGAAGAUUCGGGCAUGCAGGCGGAUGUUACUAAUACAGAUUACACCGACGAUGACAAUGGCGAUGAGGACGAGGCUACAACCGACAUUCUCACAACGUCAACGACUACGACGACCACGACGACUACAACUACAACGCCGAAGCCGCUGGUCAACCAGUACUACGAUUACAGGGACUUGAAAGCCUACGACAGCAAUAUCGGGUAUAACAGAUACCAAGGGAAAAAUGAACCGACGAUGUCUCCUUACAGCCAUUUCAAGUGGCAGUCACUCGGCACUCGCGAGAGUGUCAAAGAAACUAGAAGUCACAUGCAGCAAUACCACAAGAACGGCAAGGGUGACGGAAUCAAAGAAGCUCUUCAGCAUGCAAUUAAAGUCAACAAGGAAGGCAGCUGUCAAUGGCCACGCGCGAGAGUCAUUCCGGUUCGUAACGUUUAUCCAAGUCCAUCGACCACCUACAUUCCACACUGCGUUAUACUGCACAGGUGCUCGGACGACACCGGAUGUUGCAGAUCGGAAACGCUCACCUGCGUGCCGAAGCACUCUCAUCGCGUCGAGCUUUCUUUCUACACCACGAACGUGGAUGCUGCCAGCAUAGUAGAAAAGCUGUCGUUCUACAAUCAUACGGAAUGCGAAUGCAGGGAGAGAUCUAAGUACGGCACGAUGAACGAGAAAUCCGCGGACCAGGCAGUGUACCGGCAAUCUACGUCGCCGCCUCAAAAUAUGGAGAGAUCGCCGCCGAGAAAGACAUGUCGAUGUCCAUCGCAAUUUAUGCCGAGGAUGACAUUGGAAGGCAUCUGUCAGUGCAAUUGCAACGAGAACAAUCAAAAUUGCAUAAAGACGAGACGCGGAAAGGCAUUCUUAUCUCUCGCGGACAGAAUAUGCAUUCAGAAUAAUGAAUGCGCCUCACCCAACUGCGAAUUCGGCGAGUAUGCGUCGUUGCGAGGCAAGUGUCCGCAAAAAAAAGACACUUUCAACGCCAUAGAUCGCACGCAUCUCAAUCAUCGAUACAGAAUACGACGAGCUACAGUGGAUAGCGGAUAGUAGAUAGCGAAGGAGACGAAGAUGCGAUCGCCGUGCCAAUGAAGACGAAGCUAGCGUGUUAAAGCGCGCGAGAAACCGAUGGUGCCAUUUUCUUUUCUUUCUUUUUUUUUCAAGUGCCUUCGUUCAGAGAGACUCAUUAUAUAUGUACGUGUACCCCGCGUGUUAUUCUGUAUAAAUGUACGUCGCUGUCUAGACCGUACGCGUGUAUCGUCGUCGUUUUCUUUCUUCUUUUCUAUUGCGAUCAACGAUACAAAGUGAUAAGUGAUCGUCGAUUUUCGAUACCAGUGAUCGUCGCGGGGGACAGAAUAAAAUAGUAUUUCAAUGUUUAACUCUCGCCCGGCGAAUAUUAACCGGUUCCAUUCAGACCCAGUCCCGGAAGACUGUUAUGUCGCAGUCGUUUUACUUCGCUCGAGACAAAACAAUAUCCUACCUCCCGUCCCCAUCUUCUGUCUUCGGAGUGUAAAACAAAAUUUCACUUGAGUUCGAAUGGAUCCGGUAUCCGCCGUGCGGUUGGCGGUCAGGCGAUUCGCCGUCCAAGGGUUAAAAGUAAUGUGGAUAAUUUUAGAGCGUCAAUGUGAAAAUGAAUAAAUCAUUAUUCAAUUAUCGGAUUUUGAAAUGAAAGAAAAAUAAUAUUUCAUAUAAUUCUGAAGCAAUUUUCAAGAUAAAAUGAUAUAAAUUACAUUGCAAAAUUACCAGUGAAGAUGAAAUGCUUUUAGUAAUAAUUUUUUUAAGGAAACUCGUUAAAGAAGACUGUUUUUUGAGCAAGAAUCUCGUCGACGGAAAAAACUCGUUUUAAAAAAUCGCACGAAAUAAUAUCGCCAUUCGAAAUUAUAUAGAUCCGAGAAGGUGCGAUCUGAGAAGUCUUUUAAGUUAAUAAUAAUUUUGUCUUUAGUUUACGCUGAGAAGACCUCGGACGCGAGCCUAGUCUGAGAUGCUGUUUUCCUUCUGCGUGAGGAGACUCUUUAUUCAUUAAAUCUCGCGAGGAUGAUUAAGUUUAUCCUUCUAAUUCUGUUAAUUCUAUUAAUUAGACAUGAUUAUAUAAAUAUAAAUGUAAACCAGUUUUAUCUAAAACGUAUUUAUGAAUGUAAUAGAUUAAAAUAGUGAAAUCCGAAUAUAGACACGAGCGAUCGCGCAGAAUUGAAACAGAUCAUUAAUGUAUCCACAUUUUGUAUGUUAUACGAUAGAAUCUCUUUAUUGUAUUUAAUCGAGCAUUAAUAUACGCCACAUUCGUUAAUUUAAUAUUUAAUCAGUAGAUGUAACAACUGGACGCACUCUUUUUGCGUCUCUAUGCAGGUGAUGUAACACGAAGAAAGCUCUUAACAUUACGUUGUAGCCGCGUAUUUGUAACUUUGUAUUUUCUAUGUUAUUAAUAAAACAGCAAAA
Molecule: messenger RNA, 4951 nt
Organism: Linepithema humile (Argentine ant)
Lineage: Eukaryota; Metazoa; Arthropoda; Insecta; Hymenoptera; Formicidae
Source: RefSeq, a predicted model, not a curated record